Molecule: messenger RNA, 669 nt
Organism: Enterobius vermicularis (human pinworm)
Lineage: Eukaryota; Metazoa; Nematoda; Chromadorea; Rhabditida; Oxyuridae
Source: the annotation of a GenBank genome assembly
AUGAUGAAGCUUAAGGCCUUUCCGCAAGGAAACUCUUUAUUUCCAUCAACAAUUCGGCCAUUUCCUGCAAGUUUUGGGAGCACAGCAAUUCAUCCAGAACCAUCAAUUUUUACUCCUGAACAGAUUGUUAAAACUUGCGAGCAACUUGAAGAGGCUGGAAAUAUAGGCGAAUUAGCUACGUUUUUAUGGCGAGUUUCACAGCAGGCCCACAAUGAAGAAGUUGCAAAUGUUUUACGCAAUCAUGAUUCGGUACUUAAAGCAAAAGCAUUAGUAUGCUUUCACAUGGGCAACUUUCAAGAAAUGUAUCGAAUCCUAGAAUCGCAUAAAUUUGGCGAAGCACAUCGGCCUAAAUUGCAGGCGAUGUGGUAUGAAGCACGGUAUCAUGAUGCCGAGAAAUUACGUGGAAGACCACUAGGCCCAGUGGAUAAGUAUCGUGUGCGUAAGAAGUUUCAGUUGCCGCAUACAAUUUGGGAUGGCGAACAAAAAAAUCAUUGUUUCAAAGAAAAAACUAGGAACCUGUUACGAGAAUGGUAUUUGAAAGACCCGUAUCCAAACCCGGGUAAAAAGAAGGAGCUUGCUUCGAUGACGGGCUUAACGGCAAUGCAGGUUGGAAACUGGUUUAAAAAUAGGCGACAGCGCGACAGGGCUGCAGCAGCUAAAAACAAGUAA